Musa acuminata subsp. malaccensis (wild Malaysian banana) is the source of this 1201-nucleotide messenger RNA. RefSeq names its product E3 ubiquitin-protein ligase ATL4-like. The record is from RefSeq and is a predicted model, not a curated record. Lineage: Eukaryota; Viridiplantae; Streptophyta; Magnoliopsida; Zingiberales; Musaceae. Gene Ontology annotation, biological process: protein ubiquitination.
CACAUAAAGCACGGCAAUACAAAGCACGCACAUCAGCCAAUAUAUAUAUUCAUCUACGAUAACGCCCCUCACUCUUUAUGUAUCUCUCCGCCUCCAAAUGGCAUCUCCGUCACCUCUGCCACCACCUCCACCGGAGCCCGUCAGAUAUUUUCCUCCUGCGGCAGAGGCUGCUCGAGGUGCCUCCUCCUCCGCUGUGUCCCUCAGCCCCAGCCUCUUCAUCAUCUCCGCCAUCAUUGCCUUCGUCUUCGUCGCAUCCGCUUCCAUCCACCUCCUCCUCCGCUUCUUCUCCUCCCGCCGCCUAUCCUCUUCCGUCGCCGCCGCCCCGCAGCUGCCACCGCCCGUCCUCCACCGACGCCGCUCAUACUCCUCCUCCGCAACAGUCGCAGCUGCUGCAGCUCCCCCCGACUCCGGCCUAUCUGACAAAGACAAGGCGGCACUCAUCGAUUCCCUCCCGCUCUUCUCCCUCGCCUCCUCCCUCGCUGUGCUCCCCAAGUCGUCGCCGGAUUGCUCAGUCUGCCUCUGCCCCUUCCGCCCCCAAGACGAGCUCCGCCUUCUCCCCGCAUGCCGCCACGCUUUCCACUCCCAGUGCGUCGACCCGUGGCUCCGGUCCAUCCCUUCCUGCCCUCUCUGCCGAGCCUCCAUCGCUCUUCCCGCCCUGCCCCUCCCGCCGCCGACGGUCUCAGCCCAUGCGGGCCCUUCCAGGUCGGGCAGCUUCCGCGUGGAGAUCGGCAGCGUCAGCCGGCGGAGAUCACCUUCGGAGGUGGGGCCAGCCGUGAACCAUCCGCCCCACCUGCGGACGUACUCCUUGGGGUCGUCGUUCGAGUACGUGGUCGACGAGGAGGUGGAGGCGGUGGUGGCUCGGAUCCGGAGACAGACGGAGAAGGAUGAGAAGCGAACAACGGUGUCAGAGGAAGUCGCUUCGGGGCCGGCGCCGCCGGGGGUGGAGGUGGCGGAGGCGGCUGGGGGAGGAGGGAGGGGAUGGCUGCGUGAGUACGUGGACCGGCUCGCGUCCUCCUCCUUCUCCUCUUUCCGGUUCUCCGGCCGGUGGAGCCAUCGCUACGACAACGGCGGAGGAGGAGGAAUGGGGCGGAUCUCGUGGGAUUUAGAGGGGAGCGAGCGGCGGGAGGCGGAGGAGGGCGGUUACCACGGCUUCUACAGAUGGCUGAUAGGGGCAUAAAAGUCAUUUCAGAGCCCUCCCAUC